Messenger RNA from Purpureocillium lilacinum, 576 nucleotides. RefSeq lists its product as uncharacterized. The record is from RefSeq and is a predicted model, not a curated record. Lineage: Eukaryota; Fungi; Ascomycota; Sordariomycetes; Hypocreales; Ophiocordycipitaceae.
AUGGCGCAGGCGCAGCCCGAGACACAACCGCCUCUGCCCCCGCGGAACCCCUUCAUCCACAAUGUCUGCAUCGCGGGCGCCGUCAUCACGCCGCUGGUGAUGAUCCUGCCGCCGCGGAAGAUGGACGUCCGAUUCUUCGUCCUCUUCGGAACCUUCUCCCUCUGCACGAACCAGCUCGCGUACGAGUACACGGGACAGUCCAUCUACGGGCGGUUCGGCAACCGCGUCGGCUCCGUCUUCGACUCGGGCCUGCCCGAGGGCGCGAGGCGGACGCAGCAGCUUCUGCGCGAGCAGAGAGAGCGCGAGGCGGCUGAGAAGAAGCGACAAGCCGAGCUGCAAGACAAGAAGGACGGGCUGAUGAAGGACAUUUGGAUGGGUGGCGAGGACGAGGACUGGUCCAAGAAGCGCGCCGAGGAGCAUCGCAAGAGCUUCGAGGAGGGCAAGGGGCUGAGUGACAUCAUCAUGGAACAGGUCAUGGAUGUCUGGCACGGGAACUGGAGGGCGGGAGCAAAGAAGGGCGGCGAGGAGGGCGACAAGUCGACGGGGAGCAGCACGGACGAGGCCCAGAAGAAGUGA